Messenger RNA from Kogia breviceps (pygmy sperm whale), 2069 nucleotides. RefSeq names its product tumor necrosis factor receptor superfamily member 10A. The record is from RefSeq and is a predicted model, not a curated record. Gene Ontology annotation, cellular component: cell surface; plasma membrane. Lineage: Eukaryota; Metazoa; Chordata; Mammalia; Artiodactyla; Physeteridae. Gene Ontology annotation, molecular function: TRAIL binding. Gene Ontology annotation, biological process: positive regulation of apoptotic process; TRAIL-activated apoptotic signaling pathway.
CUGCAGAGACAUCCCGCGCCCCACGAAGCGCACUUUCAUUCCUGAUGGCUCUGUCGGCUGUCACUCCGCGGCGACCUGGACAGCGAGCGCCCCGCGACCGCACGGGGCAGCGGGGACAGAGCACACAGGCCGCCUCAAGCACGAGGGCAGGGCGCGCCCCCGGUCCCAGGCCUCGGCUGCGGGGCCCCUUGGUUCUCAUCUUCGUCGUCCUGGGUGUCCUGCUGUCGAUCGUGCCUGCUUCAGCCAUGCACAUAAGGCAGGAAACAUUUCACCAGCAAUUAACUGCCCCGCAGGGAUGGGAACGCAGCCUCUCAGAGUUGUGUCUACCAGGGUUCCAUAUGGAUGAAGCCAGUGGAGAUUGUACACCGUGCUUGGAUAAGGUGGAUUACACCAAUUAUUCAAACACCCUCUCUUCUUGCUUACUCUGUAGGAUUUGCAAAUCAGGGGAGGAAGAGAAAAGUCCGUGCACCACAACCAAGGACACUGAGUGUCAGUGCAAACCUGGCACUUUCCGUAGAGAAGAUGCACCUGAAUUCUGCUACAAGUGCAGCACCCGGUGCCCUGAUGGGAUGAUCGUGGCCACACCCUGUAGCCCCUUCAGCGACCUCAAAUGUGUGGACCAAAAAUCAGGUACCCAGGCCAGUGGGGAGGCCCCGGUUCCUGGAGAGACAGUGACCAUGCGCCGGAGACCACCCACCACUGCCUCUCCCUCCUCAGGCACUUCACAGCUGGUGAUCAGAAUUGUACCUGCGUGUGUCCUUCUGGUGCUGGCGGUGAUCGCAUGUGGUUUCUGGUGCUUCUUCAUUAAAGGUUACCGUGUGGACCCUAAGUGCAUGGAGAAGGUCUUCUUCCGGCACUCACAUCCCUUCAGAGGUCCUGGUGCUCUGGACAAUGCCCACAACAAUAUGAUGAUCAACAGAGAUUCGCUGAUUGAUCUGGUCCCUGAGCAGGAGGUAGAAGAGCAGGUGAAGCCAACAGAUGUCGUGGCCCAGUCCCAGGGGGAAGCAAAGCGUCUGCUGGAACCAGCAGAAGCUGAAGGGUCUCACACGAGAAGAAGGCUGCUGGUUCCAGCAAACGGUGCAGACCCCACUGAAAGCCUGAGGCUGUUCUUCGAUUACUUUGCAACCAUCGUGCCGUGUGACUCCUGGGAUUCGCUCCUGAGGCAGUUGGGCCUCACGCGAAAUGAGAUCCUUCUGGCCAGAGAAGGGGUCCGGGUCCCUCGGGAUGCCUUGUAUGAAAUGCUAGAGACCUGGGUCAGCAACAAGGGACGGGAGGCCUCAGUCAACACCCUGCUGGAUGCCUUGGAAAAUCUGGGGCAGAUAUUGGCAAAGCAGAAAAUUCAGGACCACCUGCUGGAGUCGGGAAUAUAUGUCUAUGAAGAUGGCGAAGCAGGCUCUGCUGUGUCCUGAGUGUUUGAGGACCUCAGUCUUUCAGCUGAAGACACUUUUUUAUCCUAAUAGACUUGCACUUUUUAUUUGUAUUUUUUAUUUGUAUUUGUCAUUCAUGUUGAUAAGUAUGCAUUUAAUGAUGUGUAACAUAAUACACAUCAUUAAAGUGCAAACAUAUUGUGACUCUUUGUCCUUUUAUGUUUAUAUAUAUAUUUAUAUAAGUGUAAAAAACAUUUUGGAAAUAUAGUUUCUAGGUUGUUUAUGUGGGUUACCUGGAUGAGAACUGGCAAUUAAAAAUACAAAAGGAGGAAAUUCCCUGGCCGUUCAGUGGUUAGGACUCUGCGUUUUCACUGCUGAGGGCCCGAGUUAAAUCCCUGGUCAGGGAAGUAAGAUACCAAAAGCUGCGAGGCAAAAAAACCCAAAACAACAGCAACAUAAAGAACAAAAACAAACAUAAAACAACAACAACAAAAAAAACAAAAGGAAAAAAAAGGAAGGAGAAAAAGCCCACUGUGGGGAGACCACUGAUAGCAUCUUCUCCCUCAAAGGAAGUUUGGUCACUUUUGGAUGCCUGGUGACUUCUCCAGGGCCCACUUUAAACAUGUCAGUUUUAUAGCUGUGUGAAUAUUUACAUUUUUUAUAGGUAGGAGUUUACAAGUGAGCAGAGAGUGAGGAGAAGUG